This is a messenger RNA of Patiria miniata (bat star), 2572 nucleotides long. RefSeq names its product histone deacetylase complex subunit SAP30L-like (gene sap30l). Gene Ontology annotation, biological process: regulation of DNA-templated transcription. Gene Ontology annotation, molecular function: transcription coregulator activity; protein binding. The coding region runs from base 514 to 1050 and encodes 178 amino acids. Gene Ontology annotation, cellular component: histone deacetylase complex. The transcript has 5 exons. NCBI's taxonomy places the organism in Eukaryota, Metazoa, Echinodermata, Asteroidea, Valvatida, Asterinidae. The record is from RefSeq and is a predicted model, not a curated record.
CAUGUACAUUGUACUUGUACAUUGUGUACACAUGUGGUUGUAAAAUACUUUUAGGGAUCGGGACGCCGCCGGCCGGAUGGAGAUUUUUAAGCAGCGCAGGGCGGCGCGGCGCGGCGGUGUAUAGACCAAAAUGCCGGCACGGCCAGUAUAAAUGCAUGCACUGCGUGUGAUUUAUGAUGUUCAUGAAUAUCUCAGAUCAUCAUCGUUGCGUGGGAAAAUUCACUGAGACUCUCACUGUACACUUUAUCGUCUAUGGUCUAGUCUUAUUUGGGAAGUAAAGCACUAAAGGAAAUUUGUACUUGUGACUUGUGUGGUCAAGGUGGUGUUUAGAUUUUGGAGCUACACAAAGAAACAUGCCUAGCACUCAGGAUUUCCGCACUCAGUAGCACUAGCAGAGCCAGAGGAUCGGAGUGCGAAGAGAACUUCGGGAAAUAGCUUUCACAGCAGUGGCACUGGAACUUUAGCUUGAAAGCCUAUUGAGUGUAUUGUGAAAUUAUCUUUGCAAACCCUCCUAUGAGAAUGAAUGGGUUUAGUACAGAGGAGGACAGUCGUGACUCCGGGCAUGGUCAGAUCUGUUGCCUCGUGGACGACGGAAAUCGAUGCGCAAGACCGGCGGGGAAUGCCUGCUACAGCAAACGUAUUGCCAAGACGGUGCAACAACGGAAACUCAAGCUCAAUAUUGACCACAGUGUCAGGCAUAUUUACAUCUGCGACUUCCACAAAAGCAUGAUACAGAGCGUCCGCAACAAGCGUAAGAAGCGUGACAGUGAUGACGAGGCGGGCAUAUCCCCCGACCGCGACCUGGACCUGCCAGAAGUACGUAGCAGCAGACUGAUGGUGGAUCUGUUUCAGCUUCAGGUCAAUACUCUGAGGAGAUACAAGCGUCAUUAUAAACUCCAGACGAAACCUGGUCUCAACAAAGCCCAACUAGCUGAGACGGUGGCGAGGCAUUUCAAGACUCUCCCUGUCAACGAAAAGGAAGCGCUGACCUACUUCAUCUACAUGGUGAAAAACCACAAGAGCAGAUUUGACCACAAGUCAGACAUCUAGUUCCUAGUACCCUCGGGAACUAUUCUGAACUGAACUGAACCAGAUGUGAUCAGAGUAUCCUGUCAAAGAACCCGACUAGUCAGAUAAUUUUUUUCCUCCGGAGUGGAAAUCAUCGACUUCACAGGCUUAGUGCUUUGUACUGAUAGUGCUGCUGACAUCUGGAAUUAGGAAAUAUUAACAGUGUGAAAUUGAAUGUCCGAUUUGAACAUCAGAGAGGGCUGGAUGAAAGUACUAUUGACACUGACGGGGUUAUAUCUCUUUUCAUUUUGGCUGGCUUCAUCUGUGGACUAUCUUCAACUCUCGAGGACUUCAGAGAUUGCUUAUUAACCAGUUCACACCAGGAUUAUUUUGACAAGAACAGAACAAGGCGCGGGAUUUCUUUUCACUCGACCUCAAGCCAGGCGGGUUGAAGCCAUCACCCUCGGGCAGCACACUCAUAUUUCUGGCCUGCGAGUGGGUUGCUGACAGAUAUUUCCGGCCUCGCUCGUUGCGUGUUUAUCUGUCAUCCGUUCCGAAUAUCGCUAAACUUUUGCGUGUACACAUAGCCUCCGGCGCGAACUGGUUAAUAAAUUGCAUGCAUGUCAUUGCAACUUAAUUUUAUUCUUAUCUUUGUUGGUAAUAGCCUUUAUGCAGCUUUAGUAGUGGAAAAAUGCCUUCUUCAAACUGUUUCUGAAUGCACACUUUAAAGUUAGGGUGGAUCAUUUGUAAUUUAUGCAUGUUAUUCAAUUGAAACAACAGAAGUGCUCAAUAUCUAAAGACAGGUGCUUAACAACUAACCCUGAUGAACUUUUAGCUCUGUGAGUACUGUAUAUUCCAAGACAACAAUAUUCUAGGAUCUCGGAUUCUAUUCAAAAGUUGCCGAGUCAUGUAUUGAAUUGCGUCAAGAAGAAUGAAUUUCAUUUAAAGUGAAACCCAGUUUCUUAAAAAUGUUCACAAUACUUGUACAUGCUCUUUGAAUUGAAGAGGAUAUUUGAAUUUUAAUUGUGCAUAGCUUGCAGUGAGAUUUAUUUGAUAAAGGGAGGAUUUCACCUGUUUUCCCCUGGUGUUUUGGGGAGGGGGAGGGGACUAGUUUUUUUUUUUCGAUGGGGAAACGGCGAGAUGUUUUCUGAUUGAAUAGGAUCCAAAUCUAAUUAUGCAUAAAACCAUCACCCGUAAGCUUGUCCAUGCAGAUUUAUGCAUAUGAAAUAAUUAUGAAAUUUGAUUAUUAAAAAUGAUUUUAACAUUAUUAUCAUAGUUCAUAUUUCAAGAAAUAGCUUGCUGAAGAAAAAUCUUGAAUACGUUUGUAUUUAAAAAAAUGUACAAGCCUGAAAGUUUGAAACUGUACUAUCAUAGGCUAAUUUUGAAUUUAUUGGUUCAAAACGCUGUCCAAACUUUAGACAUGUUAUUUAAAUUAAAGAAAUAAUGGCUCAAACUUGUACAUUUGUAUAGCAUUCCCUUGUUAAAAAUGUUUGGAGAGAAGUCGUGCAUUUUUCCAAUUUUCCUUUAUAUUUGUGUAGCUAUUAAACUAUUUCAAGCAACUACA